Molecule: messenger RNA, 1751 nt
Organism: Brassica napus (rape)
Lineage: Eukaryota; Viridiplantae; Streptophyta; Magnoliopsida; Brassicales; Brassicaceae
Product: histone deacetylase 7-like
Exons: 5
Coding region: 47-1318 (423 amino acids)
Molecular function (GO): histone deacetylase activity
Source: RefSeq, a predicted model, not a curated record
UAUUUGAAAAAAAUAGCCAGGCGCGGGGGUUAACUCCUAGUGCAAUAUGAAAUCAAUCUUUGUCGCUUUUUGGCGGAAAAGAAAAACGCAGAGAAAUAGAAAGAGAAAGAAGAUGGCGAGCUUGGCUUCGGGUCCCGACGGAAGGAAACGGCGCGUGAGCUACUACUACGAGCCAUACAUCGGCGACGGUAUGGAAUCCCAACAGAUCCGUACGACUCACAAGCUCAUCCGCAGCUAUUACCUCCCUCGCUACAUGGAUAUCAUCCGCCCUCGCGCUGCCCACCAUUCAGAUUUCACUAAAUUCCACUCGCCGGAGUACAUAUCAUUCCUCCGCUCAGUCACGCCGGAGUCGGCUAGGUUGAAAACCGCGACGGAUCCUUCCUUCAAGCGCUUCAACUUAGACGCGUGGGACUCCCCUGUCUUCAGUGGCCUCUUCCCAUAUUGCCGUCUCUACGCCGGUGGUUCUAUUUCCGCCGCCGAGAAACUGAACCGACACGAAGCUGAUAUCGCCAUCAAUUGGUCCGGCGGGAUGCACCGUGCCAAGAUAGAUAAGGCUUGUGGCUUUGGCUACGUCAACGACGUUGUUCUUGGGAUCCUCGAGUUGCUUAAGGUCUUCAAGCGAGUACUCUACAUAGAUAUUGGCUACUACCAUGGGGAAGCAGUACAAGAAGCAUUCCACAAAACUGAUAGAGUUAUGACUGUUUCUUUCCACAAGUCUGGGGUCGACCAAAGAAGAGGAGACAUAACAGACUACGGGGUAGGAAAGGGAGAAUACUAUUCUCUAAAUGCACCACUGAAGAAUGGUCUGGACGAUGCAAGUUUCGCCACUUUAUUUGUACCUAUCAUCCAAAAGGCUAUGGAGGUUUAUCAACCAGAAGCAAUUGUUCUUCUGUGCGGCCCUGAUUCAUUAUCUGGUGAUGCGUUGGGUAAAUUCAACUUGUCUGUCAAGGGUCAUGGUGCUUGUCUCGGGUACAUAAGAUCAUUUAAUGUUCCUCUCCUGCUCUUGGGUGGUCAAGGUCACACUCUUGGAAAUGUUGCACGUUGCUGGUGCUAUGAGACAGGUGUUGCGGUUGGAAAAGAACUCAACGACGAUUGCCCUAUGAUUGCGGACGACGAUUGUUUUGCCCCAAGUUAUAAACUUCAUAUCGAGCCAAACCCCAUGGAGAAUUUAAACACAGACGGAGAUAUUGCAAAAAUAAAGAAGACACUACUAAAGCAACUUUCGCAAGUGAUACACGCACCUAGUGUGCAGUUUCAAGACACUCCACCAAUCAGUCAAGUUACAGAAGCGGAGGAAGAGGACAUGGAGACGAGAUAAAAUCAACGUAUAUUGACUGCUAGUGCUAGUUACGAAUCAGACUCUGACAAGGACAAGUUUUUUCUCGGUUAAGGCCUUCAUACUUCACCUCCUUGUGAAUAGUUUUACCAACAUGUACAUAUAGAACAAUAGGGUGUAUAAACAUAGCACCAUUGUUAGUACAUAUAUCAACAUUGUAAAUAAGCGUGGUUACAAUAUUAGUGAUAUUAAAUGAAGUUCAAACAACAGAUUGUUGUCUGCUGUGCUGUCUCUAGAACACCAUCAAAUAUCAGCUUUAGUUUAUUCCUUGUUAUUUCUGGUGAAAGCUGUACCUUCAUUUCUUGGCCUGUAACAUGUUAGGAUCAGUAUAUGAGUUACUAGGAUCGGUCCGCCCUACGGGCGGGAUAUACUUUACUUGUGAUCUAUGUUAUUAUUUUUUGUAUGAUUUUGUGGU